AUGGAUUUAGAUUCUGAAGAAUUAUCUACAAACCUGAACCCCAAAUCAUCAUCUAAUGAUUUAAAUAAUUUUGAAACUCACAAUUAUCCUUCUAAUAAAAAAAUAACAUAUAAAAAACAUAAUAAAUAUUAUCUUUAUGAAAUUAUUAAAGAAGGAAUUUAUCCUGAAACUUUAAAAUAUACUAAAUCUAAUGGAAAAGGAGAUACCUGUCCUAUACCCAAUGAAUACUUGGUUGAAACCGAAUUUGGGAGAACAACUAAAUAUAAAUUUCAAUGUAGUAUUAGAUAUUAUAACAACAAUCCUAUAUAUUAUUUGAAUUGGAAAGAUGGUGAAGGAAAAAUUCAUCAAGUUACUUCUCAAAAGUCUUCAACAGAUGCAGCUCAAAAAUAUUUUCAGGCAAAUGAUAAAAAUACUACAAACAUGUCUGGAAUAUUGUUAUUUGGGCUUCAACUUCAAUGUGUACAUAACCAACAUAUUCAUAAACAGAAUAAAAAUAAAAAGAAUAAACUUAUCUCUUUUGAAGAAGCUAAAGAUACUACAUGUAGAUAUCGUUUAAAAAGUCUUGGAAACCAAUUUUUGGAUGAUUUUAAUAAAUCAUCUAAUUCCAUUUUAAACUCCAAUUCAAGUGAAAUUGUUGGGAUUACAUUAAAAAUCAAUGAUCAACUAUACCAACUUUGUUUUAAAGAAGAUGAGGGUGAAAAAAAAUUACAUGCUGAAGCAGUGGCUCAACAACUUGAUGUUCAUAACAUUUCACAGGCUGGAUAUCGUAGCUUAGCUAGAAUUGAAUCAAAUUUACCAAGAGAAAAUAUGGUAUCAAAUGUAAAGAAAGAAAUAACUAACUUGAUGAAUAAUGAAAUUCCAAUAGUUCCUUUAAAUCUUGAUUUUCAAAAUAAUGAUGUUGAAAUUAGAAAUGAAAUAAUAAAUUCUCAAGAUCAAGGUGGAUAUCGAAGCAUAAAAAAAGUCUGGAGGUUGUUGGCAGUUGGUGUGAUUGGUGGUGAUCACAGAGCAAUUGGUGGUGGUGAGACAACAGGUGGUGGUGGAGUAGCAAUUUGUAGUGGUGGGGCAACUG
Entrophospora candida is the source of this 1069-nucleotide messenger RNA. The record is from the annotation of a GenBank genome assembly. Lineage: Eukaryota; Fungi; Glomeromycota; Glomeromycetes; Entrophosporales; Entrophosporaceae.